AUGUAUCCUUGGUGCUGGAUUUACAGAGAGAAGAUAGCCAGGUUUAGCCCAACGAGCAAGAAAGGCGCCAAAGGUCCUCAGCCAUGCUCAAAAGUCAAGCACAUCGAAGUCGACAUGAUAGCCCCCAGAAGCUCCCACCAAACUUUGUCCGGCAAAAAUCCGAAAAUCGGACCUCAAAUAUGCGACUUUUGGGGCUCAAAGUAUGCUAACUCGGGCAAAGUCGCGUCUUCGAGCCUCCCGGGCCGGAACCGGCCGUCUGAUUCUGCUAUAUCCGCCAGCACUGAGCUCGCCAUUUCCUUCUACUCCUUACUCUCCCUUCCAAGGAUACCCCUCGUAAACCUCAAAAAUGCACAUAGCACAGCAUCCGCAAAGGACGGUUCGUUCCCCAUAACGAAUUCCAAACCCUCUUUCGGGAGCCACUUGUCGAUCUUCCCUAGCCCCGCCUGCACCUUCGCCCACUGGUUCUCCCUCUCCUCUCCCUCUGGGACCUCCACAACUACACCCAGUCCCGUUAUAUCAGAAUACGACGAUACCCGUGAUCAAGCUCAAGGGUUCUUCGAGGGGGGCUGGUGCACAGGUGAUGCUGACUUAGCAGUGGAGAUCAUUGUGGACAUUGUAAGAGGAGACGGCAAGGCAAAAGGCAAGGAGUGGCCCACAUAUCUUGUCUUUGGGCCUGGUGGUGAUGUGGCGAUAAAGAGCAAGUGCGAAAAAAUGGUGAAAGUUUUAGAUGAGUGGAAGGAUGUUACCGGGGUACUGAGUUAG
Molecule: messenger RNA, 762 nt
Organism: Desarmillaria tabescens
Lineage: Eukaryota; Fungi; Basidiomycota; Agaricomycetes; Agaricales; Physalacriaceae
Exons: 4
Coding region: 1-762 (253 amino acids)
Source: RefSeq, a predicted model, not a curated record